Python bivittatus (Burmese python) is the source of this 2491-nucleotide messenger RNA. NCBI's taxonomy places the organism in Eukaryota, Metazoa, Chordata, Lepidosauria, Squamata, Pythonidae. The record is from RefSeq and is a predicted model, not a curated record.
GGGCCCGGACAGGAGCCGGCCUCCCGCUCACUUGACAGCGGCAGAUCGAGGCCAGCGCGUAGAAAAAAUCGCGUUGGGGCGCGUGGGGCUGCUCGUGGCCAUGGUGGAAUCCGGACGGAGCCUCCUCCAGUGGUAAGAGGAGAAAGCCCCCUUUCUGUUGUCGAAGCUGGUUCUGCCUCUGUUACCUCAUCACAAGAGACAAGAAGUUUCUCCACCUAACAUAAGUGGACACAAUGGUGGAUUACUAUGAAGCACUGGGGGUGCCCCACAACGCCUCUCCGGAUGACAUAAAAAAGGCGUACAGAAAGAAAGCCCUGCAAUGGCACCCGGAUAAAAACCCAGAUAACAAGGAAUAUGCUGAGCAGAAGUUUAAGGAGAUAGCAGAGGCCUAUGAAGUGCUAUCUGACAAGAGCAAGCGUGAAGUCUACGACCGAUAUGGCAAAGAAGGGCUCAUGGGUGCAGCUGGUUCCGGUGGUUCCAGGGCUCAUCCAGGACCAGAAUUCACUUUCACUUUCCGGAGCGCCCACGAUGUCUUCCGGGAGUUCUUUGGAGGGCGAGAUCCAUUUGCUGACUUUUUUGAUGAUCCAUUUGCAGACUUACGUGGAUCUGGACCCCGGCAUCCUGCAGCAGGGCCUUUCUUCUCCUCUUUUCCUGCAUCAUCGGAGUUCUUCUCUUCUUCGCUCGGACCGGGGCUUAAUGCUGGAAUGGGCUUCCGCUCUGUCUCCACUUCUACAAGGUUCAUCAAUGGCAAGCGCAUCACUACCAAGAGGAUCAUUGAAAAUGGACAAGAGAGGAUAGAAGUGGAAGAAGAUGGGGAGCUGAAAUCCAUCCAGAUUAAUGGGAUUCCAGACGACUUGGCACUAGGCUUGGAGCUGAGCCGGCGUGAGCAGCAAGCGCUACAGAACCGCACAUCAUCGGCAUCUCCUCCAGUGACGCCACCUCAACACCCACCGCCCAAGCGCCCAUCCCCGAGUUCCUCCCCUGUGAUCUUGUACACAGACAGUGACGAGGAGGAUGAAGAUCUGCAGCUGGCUAUGGCCUACAGCCUGUCUGAGAUGGAGGCCAAGGGCCAGCACAGAGCAGACCCUGAAGGACAGGCAUAUUCUGUCUGACACCCCUCCAUGCUGCCUCCCUGCAGGUAACCCUCAAAUGUUCAUUUUACCUGAUCAGUUGAAACAGCAGGGCUGUGUAUAUUUCUAAUACCCUUGGCUUUGACCAUGCACAUAGGCCAUGUGAUCCUCUUCUCUCAAACAUUUAAAGAAAAUUUCAGGUUGCAGGACCUCUAUGAACUUUCCUUCCAUUCUUUUUUCACUUACCCCUGUUUAUGAUUUUAAAACCUGAUUUUGAAAAAUGCCUUGUAGAGGAAAGGAAAAAAAAUACAAAAAGAACAUUUGCAGAGUCAUUUAUUUGUAUUAUUCUGGUUGCAGAUAUUUGCUUGGGGAAAAUAUAAGAAUAUACACAACCCUGGUCUUUUUGAUUUAUGGGACUCAGCCUUGCUUGCCUCUGUGCAACUACCCUAUGCAUGUGUUCCCCUCUUCUUCGCUGUCACUCUGACAAAGAGGCAAGAGGUUGGGGGAGGAUGACAGAGGGAGAACAAAUGUUUAUAUUGGCCAGGGCUAUCCUUUGCUAUGUUAGGCCAGUUCACACAACCCAGACAAUAUGAAGGCAAGACUAGAAUAUAUGUUUAUGGCAAAAUAAAUAUUUCAUUAAAUGUUUCUGAUAUACUCAGGGAUGCACAGAAAGUAAAUCAGGAUCUAGCGAGUGAUGUUAAGACAUCUGCUGUAAAUUGGGAAAGAUUUCUGACCCUCUUCCAAAAUAGCAACAAGAAUGGCUCUUUUAUUAAAUGAUAUAGCUAAGAUGAAAAACAAAAAAGCUUGAGGUCAGUAGUGAGUAAACAGGAGGGUGUGUGUAAACAAACUGUGAGCUCUGCAAAGGCAGAUAAAUAUGGGUGGGUGGAGUGAGCCUGUUUCAUUGGCACGCUCAUUACAAGGCUCUAUGCCACAAAUGCAGCUCCAACCAGCAUUCUUAUUUCUAUUUGUUGGGUAAAUUGCAUCUACAAUUUCACUCAUUUGGAGAACGCCAGUUGCAAGAAUUGGAGGCCUUGCUGUCUUCCUCCCACUCCCAUUGUAACAGAAUCUUGGUAGAGCACUAUUAUAAUCAAUAAUAGACAAGGAUUAGUAGGAAGAGGUGGGAAUGUUAUUUACCACGAAUAGCUCAUUAAUACGAGCUCUUCUGGUGUACACGUUCCCUGUUCUGCAUGCUCCGGUGCACUCCUUCCUUGCCACACACAGGUUGAAGCACAGUGGUUCUUGCAUGAUGUUACGGGUUUGCAACAGCUGUCUUGAUGCUAAAGUAUCUGCCUCCCCUUCUUUGGGGAAUACGUCACAGCUCAGGCACUGCUUGCUGCCCCCCACUUUUCACUGUUGUCUAAUUCACGCGGUGUCUGUAUUUUUCUCCACCCCUUCCCCCUAUUCUGUCUCCGUGCUUGUCU